Homo sapiens (human) is the source of this 14553-nucleotide messenger RNA. It is a transcript of the gene CERS6, whose product is annotated as ceramide synthase 6. Bases 8326 to 9081 code for a protein of 251 amino acids. Gene Ontology annotation, molecular function: sphingosine N-acyltransferase activity; DNA binding. Gene Ontology annotation, biological process: ceramide biosynthetic process; sphingolipid metabolic process. Gene Ontology annotation, cellular component: endoplasmic reticulum membrane; membrane; endoplasmic reticulum. The record is from RefSeq and is a predicted model, not a curated record. NCBI's taxonomy places the organism in Eukaryota, Metazoa, Chordata, Mammalia, Primates, Hominidae. The transcript is spliced from 8 exons.
UUUUUUUUUUGGAGAUUUUUUUUUUUUUAAUUAUACUUUAAGUUCUGGGAUACAUGUGCAGAAUGUGCAGGUUCGUUACACAGGUAUACAUGUGCCAUGGUGGUUUGCUGCACCCAUCAACCCAUCAUCUACAUUAGGUAUUUCUCCUGACGCUAUCCCUCCCCUUCUCCCCCACCCCCCAACAGGCCCUGGUGUGUGAUGUUCCUCUCCCUGUGCCCAUAUGUUCUCAUUGUUCAACUCCCACUUAUGAGUGAGAACAUGCAGUGUUUGGUUUUCUGUUCCUGUGUUAGUUUGCUGAGAAUGAUGGUUUCCAGCUUCAUCCAUGUCCCUGCAAAGGACAUGAACUCACUCUUUUUUAUACUGCAUAGUAUUCCAUGGUCUAUAUGUGCCACAUUUUCUUUAUCCAGUCUAACAUUGAUGGGCAUUUGGGUUAGCUCCAAGUCUUUGCUAUUGUGAAUAGUGCUGCGGUAAACAUACAUGUGCAUGUGUCUUCAUUUUUUUUAUUUUUUAUGAGACGGAGUUUCACUCUUGUUGCCCAGGCUGGAGUGCAAUGGCGCGAUCUUGGCUCACCACAACCUCCACCUCCCAGGUUCAAGUGAUUCUCCUACCUCAGCCUCCCGAGUAGCUGAGAUUACAGGCAUGCACCACCACGCCUGGCUAAUUUUCUAUUUUUAGUAGAGACAGGGUUUCUCUAUGUUGGUCAGGCUGGUAUCAAACUCCCAACCUCAGGUGUUCUGCCCACCUCGGCCUCCCAAAGUGCUGAGAUUACAGGCAUGAGCCACUGUGCCCAGCCAUGUGUCUUUAUAGUGGAAUGAUUUAUAAUCUUUUGGGUAUAUUUACAAGAAAAAAACCAAACAACCCCAUCAGAAAGUGGGCGAAGGAUAUAAACAGACACUUUUCAAAAGAAGACAUUUAUGCAGCCAACAAACAUAUGAAAAAAUGCUCAUCAUCACUGGUCGUCAGAGAAAUGCUAAUCAAAACCACAAUGAAAUACCAUCUCAUGCCAGUUAGAAUGGCAAUCAUUAAAAAUUCAGGAAACAACAGGUGCUGGAGAGGAUGUGGAGAAAUAGGAACGCUUUUACACUGUUGGUGGGAGUGUAAAUUAGUUCAACCAUUGUGGAAGUCAGUGUGGCAGCACCAUUGCUUUUUUACCAUCAGUACAAAUAUCAACACAGUGACAAAGGCAAACGUCUUACUAUUGUUACGAAGAGUUUUGACUUCAUACCUUCCUAAAUUGGAUUCAGGGACCCUCAAAAAUCUGCAGAUGGCCCUUCGCGAAUCGCUGCCUGAGGUACUGUCAGGCCUACGGGAGCUAGAUUCCUGCCUCAUCUGAGCUCCCACUGGCUGGAAAGGGAAAUGUGGAGGAAGCACACCUGCUUCUUACUGCAAGGGGGCUGAGAAGCACUGGCUGGCUGGAUCGUCAGACUUCCAGCUGAAAAACCCAUUACCUUGGAACAAGGGAAGAACAAGAUUUUGGUUUAUUGUUUUAAGUCCAUUGUUUUAUUUUCAUGUGUCCUCUACCUUCAUAAUAUGUUUCUUUCCCCCCUGAGUAGUUGUUCAAUGUAGGAAUGAGAAGACCUGUCUGUACACAGUAAUUACACUUUUACUGCCAGCUCUCCAUUCCUGGUGGGGGUUGGGAGCCUUGAGGAGGUGGCGUGGCUCCAGAAGCCCUCGUAAAAAUCCCUGGGAGGAACACAAAGGCUCUUUAGACAGACCUUUGUAUUAGUCACUAAUUGGGAAGACAAUAUGCAUCAACUCCUUGGAAUAAUUGACGUUUUCAUAGGAUUAAAAGUAAAGAGAUCCUAUGAUCCAGCAAUCCCACUACUGGGUAUGUAUUCAAAGGGAAGGAAAUCAGUAUGUCAAAGAGAUAUCUGCACUCCCAUGUUUAUUGCAGCAACAUUCAAAAUAGCCAAAAUAUGGAAUUAACCUCAGUGUCCAUUGAAUGAAUGGAUAAAGAAAAUGUGGCAUAUAUACACAAUGGAAUCCUAUUUGGCCAUGAAAAAGAAUGAAAUCCUGUCAUUUGUAGAAAUAUGGAUGAACCUGGAGGACAUCAUGUUAAGCAAAAUACACCAAAUACAGAAUGACAAAUACUGUAUGAUCUUAUUCGUGUGGGAUCUAUUUUAAAAAGUUAUCAUAGAAGCAGAGAUUACAGCAGUAGUUACCAGAGAUUGGGAAGGGAGGGUGGGGAGACGUUUGUCAACAAGUGUAAAGUUACAGUUAGAUGGGGGGAAUAAGUUCUGGGGCUCUAUUGCAAAAUAGGGCAACUAUGCUUAACGGUAGGAUAUUGUAUAUUACAAAAUAGAAGAGAGGCUUUUGAGUGGUUUCACCACAAAGAAACAAUUACAUGCAUGAGGUGAUGGAUAUAUGAACUACCCUAAUUUGGUCAUUAUCCAAUAUCUACACGUGUUAAAACAUCAAAUUGUACUCCAUAAGUAUGUACAAUUACAAUGUGUCAAUUAAAAAAUAAAGAGACUGUAUGUAUAUCCAGAUGUGUCUAUUAGGGGUUGUUAAAAUAGAAUUUCCCAUCUUUUCUCUCUUUCUCAUCUGUGGCUUCUACUCGUAAUCUCGCUCUGUGUGACAAAACUGUAUCUUAGUCAUGAAAAACAGUUUAUUUGAAAAUAUUGUUCAGGGAGAUUAGUACCUCGCUCACACACAGAUAGGACAUGGUUCAGAGAGGCUUGGAAUCAGGUCAUUGGCCAACGCUGUCAAUUCUCUUUAUAGUGUUUAUGAGGUUUACGAUGAGCAUCUCAUACAGCAAUGCCUGAAACUACAAGUGGGACUUAUAUUGUGCCUGACAUCAAGAAAAGGGCCAAUAAAUAUUAGUUUACUCUUUGGUUACUUGCCUCUUUUCACUGAUCCACAUUGUUCUUAUUUAUGAGCAAUAUCCUUUAAGCUGCAGCCUCCUAUGUGCUUAGAAGUCUUUUUAAACGUUGAUGACUGAUUAGGAAAAUCAAUACCAAAGAGCAUGAAACCGCAGGGAAGCAUGAUAAGCACUUCUUAAAUAUUGGAAGUAAUUUACGAACUACGGCAUUUUCAAAGAGUCUGGAGUUCUGUGGAGAGAAAGACUCACAAAUGCUUAAAAUCAUUUUUGGAGGCAGAAAGCCAGCAAACUAGAGCCUGGAAGAUUGGGCAAGAGGCAGAAAGACAGAGGGGUCUGAGUAGUUCCGGCAAGGAGAUAGGAAUGAAUAGAACACAAAGAAGUUGGCCUGGGGAGAGCAGGGGAUGCUGGCUGGGAAGAGUGGACUUAGUCGUGCACGGUCACAGUGGUCUGCCAAGCAGGCAGGAGCCUGGAAAUCCAGGCACGGGCAUCUCACCUUCUCAGCUGAAAAUAGGGAGGAGGCAUUUGAACUUUUUUCAUCUGGAGAAUAAUGCAAGGAAAGGGAUGAUAAGGAAAAAUGAUGAUGUUGGAGAAAUGGCUUGGUCCAUGAGCUAUAGGAAAGCAUAGGUUCUUCCCUCCAUCUGGCAGUUCCCUUCCUCCAUCUGCUCACUGACUACAUUCUGUUUGUCCUCUGUCUAUAACUACCCGGCCCCUCCUCAUGGAGCCUUCCCCUCCCACCCCACCCUCCAAGGCUGCUGUGAUUUGAAUGUGUCCCCUCCAGAGUUCAGGUGUUGCCACAUGAUAUUAAGAGGUGGGACCUGCAAGAAGAGAUUAGGCCAUGAGAGCUCCUUCCUCCUUAAUGGGAUUUAGGUCCUUAUAAAAGAGGCUUCACACAGCCUUUGGGUAGCUUGCCCUUCAGCAUUCUGUCAUGUGAGGAUGCUGCAAGAAGACCCUCACAAGACCAAAUGCCAGUGCCUUGAUCUUGGACUAACAGCCUCCAGAACUCUGAGGAAUAAAUUUCUGUUCUUUACAAGUUAGUCUGUGAUAUUCUGUUAUAGCAGCACAAAGUGGACCAAGUGCCUUUUCAUGUACUAUGUCCUUAACCACUUGUGUUUAUUCCUGCUGUAGCAUGUAAUGUAAUUGUUUUGGUUACCCAGGAGAUGCUAAGUUCCCUGAGAAUGGAGAGCUUGUCCAUUGCAUCUUCAUGUCCAGCCCAGUACCUGAUGCAUGGUAGGCACUCAAUUAAUACUUGAAACAAUGUGUGAAUGAGAAGCGUGCAGUAAUAGCACAAAUAGAUUAAGGCCUAGGCAAAUGGGUUGAUAAGUAGUAAGGAAGGGACUGAUGGGGAUCUUGGAAGGUGAGAGCAAGUUGGGUGGGUGGCAGAAUAGUUAAUUAUCACUCUACUGAGUGCAAGGUUUUAUUCUCUGUUAUUUGCUCAUCUUAUUUCUCUCAUUCUACUUUCUCUUAAUUGGGAAUUUAGAAUUAUUAAUGAUUUGUUUGUAGUUGAAAUAUCACUGUCAACAUAUAAAUACUCCAAAGGCAGCUAUAUCCUGUGCUAUUAAUUUCAAGUUAAUUAGAAUUAUUGAAUAAUUUGAGGGUGGCAGUGUAUUAUUAACACUAUUAACGUUGUUUAUAAAUAUAGAGCAAAUUGGGUUUUUAAAAAUUAUUCUCAUUCUUGUUUUUAUUAUUUUUGAUAUGCAAUUUUACAUAUUUUUGGGGUACGGUGUGAUAGUUCAGUACAUGUAUAUAAUGCAUAAAGAUGAAACUAGGGUAAUUAGCCAUCUAUCACCUCAGACAUGUAUUAUUUAUUUGUGUUGGGAGCAUUCAAAACCCACUCUUCCAGCUAAUUGAAAAUACACAAUAAAUUGUUGUUAGUUAUAGGUGCCUGACAGUACUGUAGAGUACUAGGACUGUUCUUCCUUUCUAGCUAUAUUUUGUAUCCACUAACCAGCUUCUGGCUAACCCCCUCCCCUUACCCUGCCCAUCCCCUAGUAACCACUAUUCUAUACUCUACUUCUAUGAGAUCAACUUUUUUAGCUUCUACAUAUGAGUGAGAACCUGAGGUACUUGUCUUUCGGUGCCUGGCUUAUUUCACUUAAAAGUAAUAUCCUCCAAACUCAUUCAUAUUGCUACAAAUGGCAGGAUUUCAUUCCUUUAUAUGACUGAAUAGUAUUUCAUUGUGUAUACAUACCAUUUUUAAAAUCUAUUCAUCUGUUGAUUCCAUAUCUUGGCUAUUGUGAAUAGUGCUACAAUAAACAUGGGAAUGCAGAUAUCUCUUUGACAUACUGAUUUUCUCUCCUUUGGAUAUAUAACCGGUAGUUGGGUUGCUGGAUCAUAUGGUAGUUCUAUUUUUAGUUUGCCCGUGUGUUUUUUGAAAUAAGACCUGUUAAAACUACAUAAACUUGACUUUUUAUUAUCCAGAUAAGACUUGUUCAUUGCGGAAAAAUUAUAGCUAUGACAAUAUGUAAUUUAAUAGUUAAUAUAUGAACAUAAGAAAAAAUAAAAAUCCCCUGAAAUAAUUAUUACUCAGAGAUUACCACUAAGCAAUUUUGGGUAAAUAUAUUGCCAGGCAUUUUUAGUGUGUGUGUCUAAAUAUAUAUCUACUUUAAACGUAAAGUACACUGUAUACCUUCUUGUAACCGGAUCUUAACUUAAAAUAUGAAUGUGCCUGUUAACAUUUCCGUAGCUCAUCUGGUUUUAGCAUAGCGGUAGUGAGCAGUUGCAUGCACCCUUGACAGUAUGCCACAUGACAUACAAGCUGGGCCAUAUUUCUGCUCUUUCUCCAGAGCUGCAGAGGUCAUCUAGACACAGGAAGACACAACCUAGAAAAAUGGGGGAGUUAAUACUACAACUCUCACAAUGGGGGGUGGGAGUUGGUGGAUAAAUGCUGCGGCAUCCCUGUCCUGUGUUGAGACAGUUACAAGAUCCAUGCUAUGUGGUUCUGCAGGGGCUCCCCAUGCAGUUGCCUGCAGCAGUAACCAGCUCAUUCCUGAAAAUUGUGUUGGUUUUUCUCCUUUGUCUAUCUUACUUUCUCCAAAGCAGCUUACAUCCGGGUCUUUAUCUCAGUGACUCUUUCUAGAGAAUCCCAAAUUAAGAAAACGUCAACCCUGUAUUAUUGAACAAUCCGAUUUAUCUUAAUUUUUGUUAUAAAAAGAAUUAUAAUGGAUAUCUAUGUAUAAAUUCCUCUACAUAUGGGUCUAGUUAAUUAUUUUUAAAUAAUAAAUGCUAAGUCAAGGAUAUGUUUUUAAUUUUUAUUGUAAAUAGAAUUAUAAUAGAUAUCUAUGUAUCAGUACCUUUAUAUAUGGAUCUAGUUAAUUUUUUACAAUAAAUGCUGGGUCAAAGAUAUGUACAUUUUAAAGACUCUUGAUAUAUGUUACCAAAUUACCCUUUAGAAAGGUUAUUCCAGUUUGCAGAGUAUUGGUUUUCCUGUAAGUAUAUAAGUGACCUUUGGGUAUGAACCUUUUUAAAUAUUUGUCAGACUCUCAGAUAAAAAAUUCUGUCUAGCUUUAAUCUGUAAUUUUUACAUGUGCUUUUGGUCACAUAUUUUUGUUUGAUGUGUUGCCUGUUUGUAUCUUCUUCCCAUUUUUCUCAUUGGAUAUUUAAAUGUUUUAAUCACUUUUUAUGAACUCUUUACAUAUUAGAAAUAGUAAUCCUUUAUCUGUUGUCAAUCAUUUCUCUAAAAUGUUUUUUGACUAAUUUUGUGCUUCUUAAUAGCCACUGUCACUGGCUUCAUUGUCAGAUUCUACAUUGGCCUGCACAUCUCUCUCCCCGUGUGUUGACAUUCUCACCGUUUCCCUCCCUCUAGGUCUUUCUACCUCUUUGUCAUUCAUCUUUUCUUUUCUAUACCUGGUCUCUUUCUCCCUAAUUCCUGUUCUAAACAUGGAAUUGAUUGGUCUCUUUUACUUUGCAGUGAUUCUUGCUGGGUGUAGAGGAGAGUCCACAUCAGAGAGGUGGUCUUUCAAGCGCCAUAUCCCCAGACUCUUGAGAAUCACAGCGUUCUUACCCUGAGCUGUAGUGUGCAUAGUGUACCACGGUGACUGUUAGAUGUGUGUGGAGACCCUCAGCUGAAAAGAGGCAGAAGUUGAGAACUAUUGGCUGAAAGGCUUAAGAAGCCAUGGAAAUGCCACUCACGUUUUCCAUCUGCUUGUUUCUAUGAUAGAACCCUCUUGGAAAUCCUGUGACCUGAGUGCCCAUCUCCAAAAAACUCUUUCUACCUAUAUAUACUUCACAGAUCUGAAAGUUACUUACUAAAUUGAUUGCAGAAUGUGGUAAAGGCACAUGCUAGACCAGGUCUAGAGGACUAGUAUCCUUUUUAAAGCCUGAUCAAUAUGAAGGACUCUUUAUGUAAUGCCAGGGGGUCAAGUCCAAAUUACAUUUCCACAUCAGGAGAACUUUCAAGGCUAAUGCAGAUGCCACAGGCCUCUAGGGAGGGGUUACUGCUGUGCUUGGUAGAUUUAUAGUCACAUGUCUACUGUCCCAGGAAAGGAGGAAGGGACACCUCUUGCAUUCUGGGAGUGCUCUCGGCUGCUCACCACUAAUCAGGAGUUUCUUCAAGCUGAGAGACUUCUGGCUUCAUUCUUUUCAUCCCAAACACAAUUUAUUUAUAUCUUUGUAAAGUCACAAAAUAUGAAAUAUUUCUUUGUCUUCCGAGUUAUUUUAUAAUGUGUAUCUAAUUAAAAUUGUAGAUUAUCAUCUCAAAUUGAUUUGAUUUAUAUUCAUUUAAAUUAAUAACACAGUUUCUUAAAAGAAUCUUCAAUAUUUAGGUAACAAAUUAAUAUAGAUAUUGAACAUUUAAAAUUACACAUGAAAAGAGAAAUAAGCAAAGAUGUUGAGAGGCAAUCACAGAUCACACUUGCUAUGACUGAGCUUUACAAUUAGAUCUCAGCUUCUCAAAACCAGGGUGGAAAAGUAUUAAUAACAAUGGGGAAACAUAAUUAUCACUUGGCACAAAGAAACAUGCUAAGCAUUAACAGAAAGGAAGUAUUUCCUCCUGCCUUGGACUAAAUUUUGAAGCAAAAAUGUCCUGUGGAACUUAGACAUUGGACUUAGGGUAAACGUUUCCAGUAUAAAUUCAUGGAAGCAUUUUUCUUAUGUUUUUUUUCUUAGAGUAAAUCCUCAAUGUAAGCAAAAGGCAUAAGGUUUAAAUAUAACUCAGUGAGUGUUUUCUCAGAGUAGUUUUAGUGAAAGUAGUGUCAAAGUAGUUUAAGAAUCUAGGUUUUUGGUAUUUUUAAACAUAAUCCAACUACAUAGAGAACAAAUGUCUGUUAGACUAUAUUCCUUGACUCCUAGUUGCAUCAGCUGGGCUUUGUGAAAGCUAGGUAAGAGUUUUCACGGAAAUAGCAAAAGAUGAAAUUUGCCUCAAGAUGCUGAUUUCGAGUAAAUACCCACACACCUUUUACAUCUUUGAUGAGGCAACAAAAUGUGUUUAAUAUGUUUUAUGAUUCUUGUUCUUUUCUUAAAUCAAAAUAGUUAUUAAUUCAAAGAAACUACUGUUUAUUCAGCUGCAGAUGCCUACUGGUUCUUGGAGGGAGAAAAGCACAUGUAUGUAUACCCCCUGGUUGUGGAAUACGAGGCAUUGCUGGUACAACUACCCCUAUCAGCCACUCACAACUGACCUUCACUACUAUUACAUCCUGGAGCUGUCGUUUUAUUGGUCUUUGAUGUUUUCUCAGUUCACUGAUAUCAAAAGAAAGGACUUUGGCAUUAUGUUCCUGCACCACCUUGUAUCUAUUUUCUUGAUUACCUUUUCAUAUGUCAACAAUAUGGCCCGAGUAGGAACGCUGGUCCUUUGUCUUCAUGAUUCAGCUGAUGCUCUUCUGGAGGCUGCCAAAAUGGCAAAUUAUGCCAAGUUUCAGAAAAUGUGUGAUCUCCUGUUUGUUAUGUUUGCCGUGGUUUUUAUCACCACACGACUGGGUAUAUUUCCUCUCUGGGUGUUAAAUACCACAUUAUUUGAAAGCUGGGAGAUCGUUGGACCUUACCCUUCCUGGUGGGUUUUUAACCUACUGCUAUUGCUAGUACAAGGGUUGAACUGCUUCUGGUCUUACUUGAUUGUGAAAAUAGCUUGCAAAGCUGUUUCAAGAGGCAAGGCUGGGAAGUGGAACCCUUUACAUGUGUCCAAGGAUGAUCGAAGUGAUAUUGAGUCUAGCUCAGAUGAGGAGGACUCAGAACCUCCGGGAAAGAAUCCCCACACUGCGACAACCACCAAUGGGACCAGUGGUACCAACGGGUAUCUCCUGACUGGCUCCUGCUCCAUGGAUGAUUAAUUACUCAAAACUACAAGUCCCAAGCAAAGUGAACUAUUUGUUCCUGGAAGUAUUUAAUAAGUUGCAAAUGCAGUUCCUUUCAUAAUAUCUCAGCACCAGAAACAAAAAUUAAGAUUAUCAAAGCAUUUUGAAUAGUGCACUGCCAUGUGUCCUGUCUGUGAAUGAAGAAGAAUUACCAUUCUCUCUUUGUAGGCAUGCUGUAUGUAAUUGACACAAGGGAACAGUAUUUGCAUUUGUACUGUCUUAGAAUAUUAUUUAUUUUUUUGUAUUUGUAAAUCUGUGGACAAAAGAGGGUUUCCUCACUCCUUUUACUCACUGGGCUCAUGACAGUGAAGGAGAUGCUCCAUCUGCUUCUCCCCCUUUCUCUUGCUGUAGUCCAAUGUGCUAUGAGCAUCAGCUUACUUUGUCACUUAGAGCAAGCAAAACCCAGUGCAAGAGUCUCGUUCAGCUCUAAAUAGGUUUGCUUUCUUUUAGUUACAGUGCCCAUUUUGAAAUUGCCUAUACAGUCUUAGUGACCAUUUAAACCGGACGAACUAGGUGUUUAAUUUUCACUCUUCAUGUUCAAUUAGCAGUUCAAAUUAAAGAAGAUGGUUAUUGGAGAACUUUUUUGAAUGGUUUUGUAUUAAAUUGCUUUGAAAUAGAUUUCAUUUCUUGUGCACACAGCCAAGAUUUCUUCAAUGGGUGUGAGCUAGUUGAGGGUUAACCUUGUAGGUUGCAGAGUGUAUUUGUUUGUUUGUUUGUUUUUCUCUGUGAUGAGGUCAGUGCUCUGAUUUUGAAGGAGGAUAUUCACUGAAGCUCAUAGUUAUAAACAAGGAAAUCACUGUUAAGAAUGGGAAUUUGUCCUGUGUUCUGGGAAUAACAUAAAGAGAGCAACUGAUUUCAGCCAGGUUUUGCCACUACCCUAUAAUUAGUGCAGUCUUAUGUUAUAAAAGAAAGAAGUUAACUAUAUUUGGGGACAAAAAAAUAUUUCAAGAGUUGAUAAAGAUUACCUGUGCAGUGCAGAGCACUUUAAUGCAACCAGCUUUCAAGAAAAAGCCCUAUCUAGUACUUGAUGUUGAUGUUUUUAUUUUGCUGAGCAAAAUAAAGCCAAUGGGAGAAAGACUAUUUUACCCUUUGCUUUUCUCCUUAAACGUAAUCCAGAUGACUUUCCUGUUACUAAACACUGAGCAGCAUUACACUACAAUGCUUCUUUGGUUUCCAGGAAUUUUUUUCAAAUGGGGCUGUUUCUGGAAAAAUGAAAAAUUCUAUUGGACAAUGGCAAUAUCAACAAUGAGGAAAAUUACUGAAGAAUAAGUUUCCAUAAGUCUCCUACAUAGCAGUGUUAUUUAUGUACAGAUAAGAAAACCAUAUGUCAGCCAAAGAUUUUAUCUCUUCUUCUAACUUUUAGUAAGAGGAAAAAGGGAUUAUAAAACCCUUCAUAAAUCAAGAAGGCCAUCACUUAGAACGAACCCCAAACAAAAAUGCCAUAAUAUAAAUGUGUGAAUCAGGGCUGUGAAGACAACAGCAGAAAUGCUAACAAGCGUGCAGAAACACCAGAGAGUGCGUAUCCUGCUCAGAACCAUUCACAUUUAAUUCAAUUCUUGGAAAAAAUUAAAGCUUUUUGCCCACAAUUUGCAAUCUGUGGGUUAAUAGUUAAAAGAAUGUUCCCAACCAAAAAAUUCUUACCGUAAUAUUAUAUCUUGCCCUACUUAUUUACAAAAUAAUAUGUUUCUGUUAUGGUCCUUAGUAAUAAUUGAAGAGGCUUAGAAAUACAUCUGCUUGUUUAUUGAGAAAACGAUGCAAAUAAUUCUGCUUUUAGAGCCUUGUUAUUUUAUUUCACAAAACAGGCAUAUGUCUAGGAGUGUAAUUUGUGGAUGGUUGAGUUUGUAAGAACAAUCAUAAAAGGACUUGUUAGUCUCCAGAACAUCUGCUAAAAUGCAAGUAUAUGUAUAAGGUAAUAGCAUAUUACAGCUGAAAAUUUUGAGAAGGUAAAAGUUUCUUAAUUAAAAUAUGAACAUAUUUAGCUUGCUUUAGUGUCUGGGGCAAGUCCUCUCAAUGGCUAAAAUUAACUUUAGAGAUCCAUGUGUUCAGGUUUAGAUCAUAUGACACUCGAGCACAGAAGAAUAAUUUCAAGGAGGUCAUCUUGUAAAUUAAAGGUUUAGAAGAAUUGCAUAAAACGUAGUAAAUGGGGUCUGUCAUUAGCAAAGGCAAAUCUAAGCAAUCAUUUUUCCCCCCAGAAGUUACUUAGAAGGAGAACUGGGAACACUUGGGGUCUCUCUAACUGAUGGCAUUCACUUCACACAGUCGUCUAUGUUAUCCAGAGAUUUUUAUUUCAUUUUACAUUUUAGGGCACAGUUCUUUGGGGCUAAUUAAAAUGGGGUUUGCAGGCUUUUUAUGGUGAAGAAUAAUAUAUCUCUGUCUAUAGCUUUCCCAUGGUAGCCUGAUAAGGCUGAGAGAGAAAAAUAUGUGCAGUAUCUCAUCCUCCCCCUGUACCAGGCCAUAGCUUUGAAGUGUAUUUUGUAAAUUCAACUAUAGGUUAGUCAGAAUGCUGUUUUUCGUUAAUUAACUUAGCCUGUGUUGAUAUCUCCUCCUUCCUGGUCACAUUCAAACCUUCCCAGAGUACAAAGGGGUAUGUAGAAAGGAUUCCAGAAGAAGUAAUACUUUAUUCUCUAAUGUUAAUAGCUUUUCUGGAUCUCUUAGUAGGGGGAAAGUAGAAAAUCGAGUAGAAUUUGGCCUCAGGUCAAUAAAUGAUAUAAAAACAUGUGUUCUAUUUAUGUAUAUAUAUGUAUGUUUCUCCAAAAAGUGAUAAAACCAAAAUAUCACUGACUCAUCCCUACCCAUAUUCUUUUCAUAAAACCCACUCACCAGGUACAAUAGAAACUUCCCUCCUUGUUUGUCAGCCUCCUGUUCAUGUUCCCCACACACCUGAAGGUGGUAGAAUCUUUUCAGCCUCUUAGCCAGUGAGCUAAAUAUGGCUAAGCACAGGUCAUAAGAGCACCUAAGGCCAGCAUAUAAGCCAACUACAGUUCACCUUUCCAAAUUUGGUCCUAUGGAUGUUGAGCAUAGGGAAGCAACUCUCAGUAUUUUGGAUUAUUCAAGUGUAUGUGGUAAAAAUGCAGAUGAUUGCUGCUUUACCCCAGGGUUUAUUAGCAUCCUACUUCUGCUGGGCUGCAUCAUUAUAUAAUGCCACAGGCAUCUAGUCAAGGUAAAGAAGCCAGAAAGGUUAGGCAAGAAGUGAGAUAAAAUCAGAUCACCUUUGAUCAAAAUGGUUGGUGAACCUCCACAUGUCCAGUUCUGUUGCCAAACUUUCCAUUCAGAGUAUUUGGUGGAGUUUGAAUUUGAGCAAACUAAAUGCCUUCAUCUUAGGUAGAAAGGGCCUGAAUCUUCCAUUUUAUAUUCAAACCUCAUUGUUAUUUGGCCUAAGUAAAAAGUCAGAUUUCAUUUCCAUUUACCUGAGUUCGCUUUAAAGAGCUUUUCAAAGAGAGCUUUAUAGACACCCACAAUUGUCCCCAAUCUCUUCAUGAUGUUGCAUUAAUAGUUGUUUUUGUCCCUUUCUUGGAAAUGUUAAUGCCAAAGUUGCCUGAACAUUGGGCGGUUUUCUUAAUUUGAAGUAUAAAAAUUAUAAAGAGUAAUUCCAAAGGUAUUAAAAGAUUGUUUAACAGUAUGUGUGGUGAUGUCAUUAUCUCCAGAGAGGCUUCAAGAAAUCCUUUGGAAAUAAAAAGUUAAAUGUUUACAUUUCAUGUGGUAUUUCAGGUCUUCAGGUUCUGAUUAGCUUACUUUUUUCCUUUGUCUUUGGCUGAUUUCUGCUUUGUAGAUAAAUAAUAAUAGCCCUGAGAUGUUUCUAACAUUUAAAUAAGAAAAAAAUCAAAUCGAAGUCAGCCUGCUGGAAAAGUGAUCACAUGGCAGUUGCAGUAACUUGUAUGGAAAGAGAAAAUGCAAUGAGCCCAGUUACUGCACUUGCCACUACCAUGCUGUCCAUGGAAGGAAUAAUCAGCAGUUCAGUUGUCACAAGCCGCCCUUGAAGAAAACGCAGCAAAAUAUUUUAAAAUGAAGAUAUUGCAGUCCCCAGAGCCAGUGAAGGUUUCUUUUGGUAAAAUGAAAUUGUGCCAUUGUCAAAGUACCCCGUAGUGAUGAGCACUGACUGGUUCACUGGCCACAUUUUAGUUCUUCAUAAUAAUAGGCCACAAAAGGGCUCUGUGGUUUGCCUCCAUGUGCACUGGCCCCUCCCCACCCCUAGGGGGCACUCAGUAGCUGCUGAGAAGGCCUGUCCACGAGGCUGUUGGAACCCCUCCAAUAAAUACUUAGAGGUAGUGUAUCUGAUGCUUGUUUUCGUGGAGAAAAUUGUAUUGGAGAACUUAAAACAUCACGAAUAUUUUUAAUAGGAUCCGCAGACACCCAAAGGAGAAGCUUGGUCUUUUCCAGGUAUUUCCAACUUGAGUUCAACCCAAAGCCUUUGAAAGGAAUGCAUUACCACAUGACCACAUGCUGAGACCCCAUGGGGUCUAACACGGGACCUAAGAAAGUCUCUGCAGCCAGAUAGUACAUGGUGUCUCCACAAAACUAGGCAUUCUGGAGAUUGCCCAGAAAGGGAUGUGAGGGGACCGUUAAGAUCUGUCUUGCUUAUCUCAUGCACUCACAUUCCUUCAGCCUCCUGGAGUUCCUGAUAAAAGGAAGCCAGGGUGUGGACAUUUUUUAGCUAUUGAUUUCCCAAUAGCUUGUGGAUCAGUUGUACACCCACACUUCCUUCUCUGCCUAAUUCCGUUUUUCUGGAAAAAGUAGUAUGCCCAUGUAUGUGUGUUUUUCUUAACACAGGUCCAUGAAAGUUUGGCUUCCUGGUUUGAUGUCUGUUGCGUGGCCUGGAAACCAGGGAGCAGCAACUAUUGAGAUGGUUUCUGUGUUCAGUGAAAAAUUCUAUUUCAUUGAGACAAUUUUUUCUUUAUCCACAGUAAUUUUUUGACACUGUCAUCAUGAAACUACCCUUAGGAAAAUAAGAUUACCUGCAAAAAAAAAAAAGAAAUGAGUUAUGGAAUAGGAACAGUUAUGUGAUGAUUCUGAAACUUUAACUUAGAGCUUCAUUACUUUAAGAAUGGAAAACAACCUCUGAGUUUGAUUUCCCAAAGUUUCAUAAAGCCCCUAAGCUCAUGAUUUUCAUCAACUCUUUGCCCACAUAGUCAUUUACCUCCACAGCCGUUUGUUGUCAUAGAAGGGGUGGUGGUGUUUGGAUUUGAUUUUUUUCAACUUGCAGUGAGAAAUAGGAUAGGUGACAAAACCUUACUUGUUUUCUUAAGACAAUUCAGUGCUUGAGCAUCUCUGUCAGAAAUGGAAUGAAAUACUGUUAGCCAAUUAGAAUUAUUUUAUGUAUUGUUAUUGUGUUUUGCUGAUUUUUAUAUGAAAAUAUAAUUAUUCAUUCUUGAUCUCUGGAAGCAAUCAUUAUUAUGAGGAUCAUUUUACUUUGGAAACACUUUCAUAAUAAAGAUAAGUAUUAAGAGUGCA